Molecule: messenger RNA, 1395 nt
Organism: Brassica napus (rape)
Lineage: Eukaryota; Viridiplantae; Streptophyta; Magnoliopsida; Brassicales; Brassicaceae
Exons: 3
Coding region: 1-1395 (464 amino acids)
Molecular function (GO): RNA-DNA hybrid ribonuclease activity; nucleic acid binding
Source: RefSeq, a predicted model, not a curated record
AUGAAACAAUGCGCCCUAAACUGGUCUACACAGUUCCUGUCUACUGCAGGCAAGGCAGUGAUGAUCCAAUCAGUACUCUCUGUAAUCACGUCCUUCUCUAUGACUUGCUUUGAUCUCCCUGUCAGUCUCUGUAAACGAAUCCAGUCAGUACUGACAAGAUUCUGGUGGGACUCUAAAGACGGUGUGAGGAAAAUCUGUUGGGUCUCGUGGGAGAAAUUGACACAACCGAAAGACCUAGAAAGAUUGGGGUUUCGAGAUAUACAGGCCUUUAACCACGCGCUCCUAGCAAAAAUAGGGUGGAGAUUACUUACCAAUCCAGACUAUCUCUUAGCAAAGGUUCUUCUGGGCAAAUACUGCCAUAAGACAUCCUUUCUAAAGACGCAACCGACCUCCUCGAUCUCGCAUGGUUGGAGAGGAAUCCUGUGGGGCAGAGACCUUCUUCUAAAUCACCUAGGCAAGGCAGUAGGAAACGGUGAAUCAACAUCUGUUUGGACAGAUUCUUGGAUUCAACCAGAGACGAAGCUCAAACCUAUUGGCCCCGUCUUCCUCCUAGACAGAGACCUCAUGGUCUCAGACCUAUUGACACGAGAAACAAGAGAGUGGAAUACCGACCUUGUGGAGAAGCUCAUGCCCGAACUAAAGGAACACGUACUGAAGCUGCGACCUAGUGUCCUUGAGAGUGUGGAUCACAUCCUCUUUCACUGCCAAUACGCAAACGAGGUCUGGAGGUAUGGACCGUGGAAUCAAUCCAUCGAUACAACUGAUGCUACAACGUUCUUCGAAAAGCUUGAGAGAUCUUGGAACUUAACUCCCCUCCCACCUUAUGGAUUCACGGGCAAUGCUUUGCCGUGGAUAUGCUGGGCCCUCAAGGAAUGGGAGAUUGCGCAACCCCCGAGCCUGAAAAUCCCCAAAUCAUUGACUACUGGCCAGCAACACAAUCCGAUGGUCCUUGAUCCCUCUGAAAUCUUCUGUAACACUGACGCGUCCUGGAGUCACACCUCUAAAGAAGCAGGACUAGCUUGGAUCUUCACAAAUGGAUCAGCAACAGAGAUAUUUCGCGGGUCGAUCAAGCAAAGCGCAGCCUCAUCGCCAUGCAUGGGCGAAGCUCUGGCGAUGAGAGAGGCCUUACUCCAAGCAGCCACCAAUCACUACUCCAUUAUCUGUAUUCGAACAUACUCUCAAGUGCUUGCACAAGCUAUCACCUCUCGACGGAAGACGACGGAACUCUACGGGAUUCUAUCAGAUAUCGACGAGCUCGCUUUCUCCUCUUCCUCCCCCUUUAUCAAUUGUCGUUUUACUUAUAUUUCUAGGGCCAAUAACGGGCCGGCUGAUGGGCUUGCCAAGGCCUGUCUGGUAGCACAGCCCGUUGUAAACCCAAACCAAAACUCUGUUUAA